Molecule: messenger RNA, 1871 nt
Organism: Zea mays
Lineage: Eukaryota; Viridiplantae; Streptophyta; Magnoliopsida; Poales; Poaceae
Exons: 11
Coding region: 856-1695 (279 amino acids)
Source: RefSeq, a predicted model, not a curated record
CCUGUUCUGCCCGCACGCGAGCAUGCCGCGAUUCUUUCCAUCCGCGCGCGCCAUCCGCCGCGCCAAAUCCGCCGCACGCGAGCACGCCGCGAUAUCAGGUCCGCUGCCGCUGGAAGGUGCCCGCCCCGCAGCGGAGAAUGGAAGGCCCUCACGCCCGCACGCCCGCUGGAAGGUCCUUGAUUGAGCGUACGCGGAUGGAAGGUCACCGUACGCGGAUGGAGGACGCGGAUGGAGGACGCGGAUGGAAGGUCCGUGGCCAAAUCCCGGGAUCCGCAACCUCCUCCUCUAUCAUGGACGCGGAUGGAAUGUCAGAGAUCUCCGCUCAGGUCCGUCAAUGGAAGGCAGACCUCCCUUGAAUGGACUUUCCAUCCGCCCUCAAAAAUUACAGACGCCAGUGGAGCGACGGGUCCCUUUAUUUCCAUCCGCCCUCAAGAAUUCCAGACGCCAGUGAAUCCACGGGUCCCUUUUUUCUCUCGUAGCAUCCUCCUUGGACGCAUCCGUUUUUUCUCUCGGAGCAUCGCCCUCAAGAUUCCACGGGUCGCUAACGUCACAGUGCUGAAGUAAUCCUGAUAACGUACAGAAAGAAGUCCCAAGUGAUCUUGAAGAACUAUACCUUCAGCGGCAAAAUCCAAGUAAUCCUGAUAACGUACAGAAAAAAGUCCCAAGUGAUCUUGAAGAACUAUACCUUCAACGGCAAAAUCCAAGUAGUUUGUUGUUUCAUCUAGCGAGGUGUCUGUAAGAAGGAAGGGAUAAGGCGUUUGGUUGACCCGGACCGGACGGCAGGACACCGUCGGGGGUUCGCUGCAACGCAUCGACGGCUUCCGCAGCUUCUCAGGCCAAGGCUACAAGGUUUUGAUGGAACCGGUCGUAUUGAACCGUGAAAGAGCCGCAGCUGACCGCCUAAAACGGAUGCCUAUCUUCAGAUUGUUCGACGACUACCGUGAUGAAGAUUUUUAUGGGCUUCCGCGGAAAUACAGUAUUGUCGCUCGGGUCGAAGUUAAAUUCCCGAUUGAACCACGUUUUCGUGAUAGACAACAUUUCGUUUUGUCUGACAUCAAUGGAGCCAAGAUCGAGGCCAUAACAUAUAUGUAUGAGACAGUCAAACAUUUCGACAAUUUGCUCCAUGGAAAGCAUGUUUACAAGAUGCAUAAUGUGAAGUUCAGUCUUCAUCCGGGUGAAUUUAAUUUUCAUCAUCUAAAUGGUCCCAUGGAAUUGUGUCUUGACCAACAAACUAUCGUGGAGCCAUACACUGUUCCAAUUCAGAUGGCGCCAUUCCCAAAACAAAUACUAUUGAACCUUGCUGAUAUUGCCGAGUUGCCAAACAGGACUUUAGUCGACAUUAUGGCUGUUGUAGUCCACUUGGAUACAAUACAUCGCACAAUGUGGGGCCCUUUCAGAAAGAUUGUUAUAAUGGAUGCUAGGGGAUAUUUACAUAUCAUUAAAGUUUGGGGUGACCUACUAAACAAAAAUGCACUCCGCUGGGCGUUGGCUAAGGAGGAUUAUGGCAUAAUAAUUGGGACUAUGUUUAGACGGUUCAGAAGACAAGAGUGCCUCGAGUCUUCGGAUCAUACCGCAAUACACUUCAAUCCGUUCCAUCACAACACCCAUCAUUUUCGACCAAUCCAAAAAGCUUUGGUGGCGCUGAACAACCGUCAGUUUGCUGUUACAUUUCUUGAAGAAGAAAGGCGUAGAUAGAUUCUACAAAUUCGCAAAGAGCAAUAAUUGGGACUAUGUUUAGGCGUAGAGAGAUUUGAUAGAAUACGUGUCGUACUGUUAUUGAGCAACCAAACGCAACAAGAGGCAAACUUGUAUGUCUAUGAAUCUUGUUUGUAAUACCUAUGACAUGGGUUUAAUAAGAGAUAUUUUGUGAA